Messenger RNA from Gasterosteus aculeatus aculeatus (three-spined stickleback), 2988 nucleotides. Its product is annotated as matrilin-3. Lineage: Eukaryota; Metazoa; Chordata; Actinopteri; Perciformes; Gasterosteidae. The record is from RefSeq and is a predicted model, not a curated record. Gene Ontology annotation, molecular function: calcium ion binding.
UACAAUCAUGGAGAAGUGCAAGCUCCCGUUGCUGCCGUGACUUGUCCACUCCUCCGCCCACUCCUCCCCCCCCGCUCCCCCUGGACCUCUGUGUUGUGCACGCCCAAGUGGACGAGACCACAUAAAUAGGUGCACCUCCAGAGCCCGGGCGAACUGACAGACCUGUGCGCGGCGGCAACAUGACCUCUGUAACGUGGGGACUGCUCUGCCUCGGUGGCAUCCUGGCAGCGACUUCCCCGCAGUUCGGAUCCCGGAACCAGCAGAUGCGCUCGACCCGUCUGUUGAUCCCGCCGGUCCGUCCACGCGUUGAAGAGAUCAGAUCCAGCGAGCAAGGCUCUGACGAAGCACCGAGUGCUGAAACUUUUCAAGAGGACCAGCCGAGUGGCUCCACGGCCCGAGGCCCCCGGCAGGGGUCCAGGCCAGGGGCCCGCAUCAACCCAGCGCAGGAGAGACGGAGGGCCACGGAGGCCGACAGUGGAGCAAUAAGAUCCAACUGCAGAAACCGUCCCAUUGACCUGGUCUUCGUCAUAGACAGCUCUCGCAGUGUGCGCCCUGGUGAGUUUGAAAAGGCCAAAGAGUUCCUGCAGGACAUGGUGGACAGCCUGGAGAUCGGCCCGGGCGCCACGCAGGUUGGCCUCGUCAAUUACGCCAGCACCGUGCACAUCGAGUUUCUGCUGAAGACCUAUUACGCCAAGUCCGCCCUGAAGCAGGCUCUGGCCCGCGUCGAGCCUCUCGCCUCGGGCACCAUGACGGGCACGGCCAUCAAGACGGCCAUGGAGAAAGCUUUCACGGAGGAGGGGGGGGCCCGACCUAGCUCCGAAAACAUUGCCAAAGUAGCCAUCAUAGUGACGGAUGGGAGGCCCCAGGACAAGGUGGAGGACGUAUCAGCUGCGGCCAGGGCCUCUGGGAUUGAGAUCUACGCGGUGGGUGUGGGCAGGGCCGACAUGACGUCCCUCCGCCUCAUGGCCAGCCUCCCGCACGACGACCACGUCUUUUAUGUGGAGACCUAUGGUGUCAUUGAGAAGCUCACUUCCAAAUUUAGGGAGACCUUGUGCGGUAAGGAUGAUGAGAACGGGAGUGCGGAUAUUCCAUUUAUUGGCGCAGUUGACGGGGAAGGAAUAAAUCAUGACAAUGACGAUAAAGGAAACAACGGUUUGGAUCCAUGUGAUCAGGGACACAAUUGUCAACACAUUUGUGUCAACAAUGACUACUCGUACGACUGCAAGUGUCGCAAGGGCUAUGUCUUGAAUCCGGACAAGAAAACAUGCUCCCUUUCAGAUACAUGUGUCCGAGCACACGACUGCCAACAUAUCUGUGUCAACACUGAUGACUCUUACAUCUGCAAAUGUCGCAAGGGAUAUGUGUUGAAUUCAGACCAGAAAACAUGCUCACGUUUGGAUUCCUGUACCCAGGGACAUGACUGCCAGCAUAUUUGUGUCAACACCGAUGAUUUAUACAUCUGCAAAUGUCGUGAGGGAUAUGUGUUGAAUGCAGACCAGAAAACAUGCUCACAUGAGAACAUAGACUUUUCAGGCUCUGAUCUAUGUGCCCGUGGACAUGAUUGCCAGCACAUUUGUGAGGACAACGAUGACUCUUACAUCUGCAAGUGUCAAGAGGGAUAUAGGUUAAAUGCCGACCAAAAAACAUGCUCACGUUCCGAUGCUUGUGCCCAGGGACAUGACUGUCAGCACAUUUGCGUCACAAAUGGGAACUCUUAUAUCUGCAGGUGUGGAGUAGGAUACGUGUUGAACGUAGAUCAGAAGACCUGCUCACGUUCAAUUACAUGUGCUCAGGGACAUGACUGCCAGCAGAUCUGUAUCAACAACGGUCACUCAUUCAACUGCAAGUGUCAAGUGGGAUAUGUGUUGAAUGCAGACCAGAAGACAUGUUCACAGGAAUUGAGAAGUGAAAUAACUCAAGACGCCUGCAUGUGUGAAGCCCAGAUUGUGUUCCAGAAAAAGGUGCAGUAUGCCAUUCAGGAGCUGGGCAGAAAAAUUGAUGACCUUUCAGACAAAGUGAGCCUGAUUGAGGAGCAACAGCACAAUUAAGGACAGCAAUGAAGACAUGUUCAUGACUUGCAUCUUUUGACUGAACCCUUCAGUAAGAAUGUCUAAGAUUCGGCGUGCUAUUGAUCUCUCAUGCAGUAUACUGAUUUUGUGAAUAUUUUAUAUGAUAAACAAGCAUUUUCAUCCGCAACACCGUAUAUUAUUUCUUUUCGGAUAGUCGGAUAAAACUGAUGUCGUUGUUGACAUACCGCACCUGUAUAUUUGUAUGGGAUGAUCCAUUUCUACUUAGCAGUGUGAGCCAUUGAGUAUGAACACAAAAUACGGAAUAUAAUUAGGGAAUUUAUGGAAUAGAGUCCCCACUUCACGAUAAACAUGUUAAAAGCAAACUUUCAGCGAUGUUGAUGUUUUUCGUAGGAAACAGUUCCUUGUUGUGAUUGUCGAACACAAUGCCUCCAUCCAUAAGCAUAACACAACAACUAAUCUCUUCUACAACCAGAGCAUUGUACUCUAAUUGGCAUAUAGCUUUGUUACAUCACAGUGAAUUACUGUAAUCCCAUUCUUUCAUACAUGCAGUUUUGUUAGCAGCAGACAGGUAGGCCUACAGUGGUUUAAGUGGGAGAAGGAAAACAAUGUAUUUAUUGGAUGGCAUCAAUACUUUGCACACUUGGCAAGUGUUGUACCAAAGGAUCUGGCAGGAGUCACAGCAAUGAAAUGCAUAUUUUCAAGAUUUUAAUUUAAGUCAAGAUCCACCAGGUUCUUGAAUUCAGUUAAAACAACAACAUUUUACCGGACAGCAUUUACACUAUACAAUACAGUACUGUUCUGCUUUCUUAUAACACAUGUGAAACCGAUUGAAAAGAGUAUUUGUGGUGCACCGAUCUUUGUGUAGACUGAUAUUAUUGUUUAUCUUAUGUUUGUAUUUGUCUGGUUAUUUUCUAUUGGGUGUAUAGUUGCAAAUGGAAAAUAAAUAUUCUCAAAAUGG